Messenger RNA from Lolium perenne, 816 nucleotides. RefSeq lists its product as uncharacterized. The record is from RefSeq and is a predicted model, not a curated record. Lineage: Eukaryota; Viridiplantae; Streptophyta; Magnoliopsida; Poales; Poaceae.
UUGAUCGCGGCUUGGCGGCGGCCUUCCCGGAGACGCAGGAGGCGGCUUUGGCAGCCGUUGGCGUCGCGCGCGAUUCCAGGAGGCGGGAAACCGGCGAGGGCAGCUCGGAGUACUUCUCCAUGGAGGACCAUCUGGCGUCCAUGGCUGCCCGCAUCGAGCCCGUCACCAAGCUCGGCUGGGAGCUGCGGAAGGCGGCCGAAGAGCUGGUGCCCAUGCUGUGGCCUGGGGAGGCGGCGCCGCAAGACAUCUCCGGCCUCAUCUCCUCGAUGGAGCAGGCGCCGGACCGCUUCCUCGACUGGAAGGAGUCGGCCACGCACGCCGGUGCCGAUAUGGCGCUGUCCUUCGUCCUCUCCUGGUACAACGAGGUGGACCUGGGGCAGCUUGAGUUCCGGCGAGCCGGCGUGGAGGACAAGCUCCCAGCCGACUUCAAGGCCGCCCGCCUUGCUCGAGCCAGCACCAUUGCCGACUUCGUCGACAAGACGCUCUUCGUCGCGGACCCGAACCCUCCUCCAUCCGAUGGAGAAUACAUGGAUGAUGAGGAGGCGGAAGAUGUGCCUGAGGACGACCCGGCCGCCGGCUCCACUGAUGCCCCUCCGGCUUAGAUUUCCUGCUUUUCAGUUGUUCCUUUGCAAGACAAUUUAUUAAAUCCCCGGGAUGCCGGGUGCAGAUGUAAGACAAUAUUAUCGCCUUUUAAUUAUGCCACACUUUAAUGUGUUUGUUAACCAAUUAUGUGCCGAGUUGCUUUCUUUCGACUCGUUCGCUUUUUCCCAUCCGCCCCACUCUUUGGCUGUGCCCUUGCCGGUCGUACGUCCGACU